AUGUCUCACAGAAAGUACGAAGCUCCACGUCACGGUCAUUUAGGUUUCCUACCAAGAAAGAGAGCCGCCUCCAUCAGAGGUAAGGUUCACUCUUUCCCAAAGGAUGAUCAAACUAAGCCAGUUGCUCUAACCUCUUUCUUAGGUUACAAGGCCGGUAUGACCACUAUCGUCAGAGAUCUAGACAGACCAGGUUCCAAAUUCCACAAGAGAGAAAUUGUCGAAGCUGUCACUGUCGUUGAUACUCCAGCUGUCGUCGUUGUUGGUGUUGUCGGUUACGUCGAAACCCCAAGAGGUCUAAGAUCCCUAACCACUGUCUGGGCUGAACAUUUGUCCGAUGAAGUUAAGAGAAGAUUCUACAAGAACUGGUUCAAGUCUAAGAAGAAGGCUUUCUCUAAGUACUCUACCAAGUACGCUCAAGAUGGUGCUGCCAUUGAAAAGGAACUUGCUAGAUUAAAGAAGUACGCUUCUGUCGUUAGAGUUCUAGUUCACACUCAAGUCAGAAAGACCCCAUUAGCUCAAAAGAAGGCUCAUCUAGCUGAAAUUCAAUUGAAUGGUGGUUCCGUUUCCGAAAAGGUUGACUGGGCUAGAGAACAUUUCGAAAAGACUGUUUCUGUUGACUCUGUCUUUGAACACAACGAAAUGAUCGAUGUUGUCGCUGUCACCAAGGGUCACGGUUUCGAAGGUGUUACCCACAGAUGGGGUACCAAGAGACUACCAAGAAAGACUCAUAGAGGUCUAAGAAAGGUUGCUUGUAUUGGUCCAUGGCAUCCAGCCCACGUUAUGUGGUCUGUUGCCCGUGCUGGUCAAAACGGUUACCAUCACAGAACUUCCAUCAACCACAAGGUUUACAGAAUCGGUAAGGCUGGUGAUGAAGGUAAUGCUUCUACUGAAUUCGACAGAACUAAGAAGACUAUCAACCCAAUGGGUGGUUUCGUUCACUACGGUAACGUUAACAACGAUUUCGUUAUGGUUAAGGGUUCUAUCCCAGGUACCAGAAAGAGAGUUGUUACUCUAAGAAAGUCCCUAUACACUAACACUUCCAGAAAGGCUCUAGAAGAAGUUACUCUAAAGUGGAUUGACACUGCUUCCAAGUUCGGUAAGGGUAGAUUCCAAACCCCAGCUGAAAAGCACGCUUUCAUGGGUACUCUAAAGAAGGACUUAUAA
Molecule: messenger RNA, 1164 nt
Organism: Maudiozyma saulgeensis
Lineage: Eukaryota; Fungi; Ascomycota; Saccharomycetes; Saccharomycetales; Saccharomycetaceae
Source: the annotation of a GenBank genome assembly